AUGCUGGAAUAUUUCGCAUUCAGAAAGUUCAAGAGCAAUCGCGACAAGAAGGUCGAGGAGCGUGCCGCCGCUGCGAAGGCUGCCGCUGAGGCUCAGGGUGACACCGAGCCCAAGUCGCCCAUUCUGAACGCAGAGGAGGAAGCCUUUCUGGAGAGGAUCACUUCACAAGCUGGCGACGACGAGGAAGAGAUCCCGCCGCCGCUGCCCGCGCGACCGAAAGCUGCCACAGCUCCCAUCCUUCUCGAGCACGAUCUUGCCGCCGCCCCGGCCCAAACAAAGGGUAAAGAUGCGCAGACGGCGCUGAUGGACGGUGCAGAUCAGAUCCCUCUACCGAAAUCUCCACCCGUCACCACGCCCGAUGACAGGGAGGAUAAGAAGAGGAAGAACUAUUGGGCAUGGGUGCCUGAUAUCCCCAGGCGCGCAAAGAGCAUGCGCCAGACCAAAGCCGACACCACCCAAGCCGCCGACACGUUAGCUGCCGCCGCCGAAACGGUCAAGAAGGGUGAAGGUGUCGAGCUCAAUGCAGACGGAACCAUCAACCUCGAGGCCGAGGCCGCCAAGGAGAAACAGGACUUGGCCGAAGUGCUGGACCAACUCAACCUGGCUGCCGUCAACAACCGCGUCUUCAGCUUCAGCAAGGAGUCGCAGGACCUGAUGGAGAAGUUCAAGCAGGUGCUCAAGGACCUGGUCAAUGGCGCCCCUCAUGCCUACAACGACCUCGAGCGCCUACUCAAGGACUCUGAGAAACAGCUCGACAAGAUGUACGGCUCACUGCCGCCCUUCCUACAGAACCUCAUCAAGCAGCUGCCCACCAAGGUCACGGCAGCCUUGGCCCCGGAGCUCAUGGCUGCCGCGGCUGAGAAGCCCGACGAUCAUUUGAACGCCGCGAGCGCGAGCGCGAAGCAGCAGAAGAAGAGUCAGAAGUAUGCCAAGCAGGGCUACAAGUAUGCGAAGAAGUACCCGCCGUUGAAGAAGCUCGUCUCGGAACAGGGCGCCAUCGCUGCCAUGCUGCGCGCCAUCCUCAACUUCCUGAAGCUCCGCUUCCCGGCCGUGGUAACGGGAACGAAUGUCUUGAUGAGCUUGGCUGUGUUCAUUCUCCUCUUCGUCUUCUGGUACUGCCACAAGCGCGGCCGCGAGGUCCGCCUCGAGCGCGAGGCCGCCAGCGCCCAGUCCUCGCAGUCCGACCUCAGUAACGAGCCCAAGAUCGUGCUCGUCCCUGGCACCAAGCCGCCGGGAUCCGGUAACGACGGUACCGGACCAUCAGACUCCAUGAGUUCGAGUCGCGGCCCUCCCGGUGGCCAGGAGCCGCCCAUAACGAUUCACGACGAGAUUGUCUACGACGAUUCGAGAGUGAUCGAUUUGCCAUCGGUGCUGGACCUGCCCGAUCCGAAGACGGUGCCGUUGCCGGAGGGUGCGGAUGAAGGAUUGAAUGGCGGUGGAGAGGGGAAGGGAAAGGGGAAGGAGGUGUAG
Messenger RNA from Lasiodiplodia theobromae, 1470 nucleotides. RefSeq lists its product as uncharacterized. The transcript is spliced from 3 exons. The record is from RefSeq and is a predicted model, not a curated record. The coding region runs from base 1 to 1470 and encodes 489 amino acids. NCBI's taxonomy places the organism in Eukaryota, Fungi, Ascomycota, Dothideomycetes, Botryosphaeriales, Botryosphaeriaceae.